Messenger RNA from Rhodotorula graminis WP1, 1187 nucleotides. RefSeq lists its product as uncharacterized. Gene Ontology annotation, cellular component: proteasome regulatory particle, lid subcomplex. The record is from RefSeq and is a predicted model, not a curated record. The transcript has 7 exons. The coding region runs from base 21 to 953 and encodes 310 amino acids. NCBI's taxonomy places the organism in Eukaryota, Fungi, Basidiomycota, Microbotryomycetes, Sporidiobolales, Sporidiobolaceae. Gene Ontology annotation, biological process: proteasome-mediated ubiquitin-dependent protein catabolic process; protein deubiquitination. Gene Ontology annotation, molecular function: protein binding; proteasome binding; metallopeptidase activity.
CCCACAGCACAGACGCUACCAUGGACGCACAGCUUCGAGCCAUGAUGGGCCAGUUUGGCGGCGGCGCACCGCCCCCUGGAGCCGACAUCGCCACGAACGACAACGCAGAGACGGUCCACAUCUCGAGCCUCGCCCUCCUCAAGAUGCUCAAGCACGGUCGCGCAGGUGUCCCACUCGAGGUCAUGGGCCUCAUGCUCGGCGACUUUGUCGACGAGUACACGGUCCGCGUCAUCGACGUGUUCGCCAUGCCGCAGAGCGGUACGGGCGUCUCAGUCGAGGCCGUCGACCCCGUGUUCCAGACCAAGAUGCUCGACAUGCUCAAGCAGACCGGCCGGCCAGAGAUGGUCGUCGGGUGGUACCACUCGCACCCGGGCUUUGGCUGCUGGCUGUCGAGCGUCGACGUCAACACGCAGCAGUCUUUCGAGCAGCUCAACCCUCGCGCGGUGGCCGUCGUCGUCGACCCGAUCCAGUCGGUCAAGGGCAAGGUCGUCAUCGACGCGUUCCGGUCCAUCAACCCGCAGCAGGUCAUGAUGGGCGUCGAGCCGCGCCAGUCGACGUCCAACAUCGGGCACCUGCAGCAGCCGUCCAUCCAGGCCUUGAUCCACGGCCUGAACCGCCACUACUACUCUAUCGCGAUCGCGUACCGCAAGACGGAGCUCGAGCAGAGCAUGCUCCUCAACCUGCACAAGAAGGACUGGACCGAGGGCCUCAAGCUCCAGGACUGGAGCGAGAUGAAGCGCGACAACGAGGAGAGCAUCAAGCGCAUGCUCUCGCUCGCGCAGACGUACACGGCGAGCGUCAAGGAGGAGGCGACGCUCACGACGCAGCAGCUCAAGACGCGCCACGUCGGCAAGCAGGACCCCAAGCGCCACCUCGAGGAGGCCGUCGAGAAGGCCAUGGGCGACUCGAUCCUGCAGAGCCUUGGGACCAUGCUCUCGCUCGGCGCGUUGUGAGCAGAACUGGGGGCGAGUCGAAACGGUCGCGGGCGCGCACACUUUUGUAGAUGCUUGUAAAAGAGAGUUACUCGACGACCUCGUCUCGCUCCUCGCCCGCGCGCUAGAUCCCUGCGAGCUUGUCCCGCGCAUUGUCGCGCUGCCUCCUCCACAUGGCGAGCCACUCUCGCUCCUUGUCCGUCGCCUCGCUCGCCGCCGCCGCUCGCGCCUCGUCCUCCCGCUCACCCUCGCCGC